AUGAGUGAAAGUAAAAUUUCUAAAACUAGUUUGUUACUUUUAUUUAAUGAAAUUGUUAAGAUAAAUAUAGAAUUAUUACGAAAUAAGGAUAUUGAUUUAAGUACUGUCAGCAGUAGUGAUAAUUAUUAUGAGGAUGAGGAAAAUGAAAAAAGACUACCAUUUUAUGAUGAUGAAAAGGAAGAAAAUGAUUCAAGGGAACAAAUUAACAAAAAUGAAAAAAUCGAUAAAAAUGUAAAAAAUGAAAAAAAAAAGUUGAGUGAAAAGGAUAUUAAUAAUAAUAUAAAUGAAAAUAUAAAUGAAAAUAUAAAUGAAAAUAUUAAUGAAAAUAUUAAUGAAAACAUAAAUGAAAAAAUGAGUAAUAAUAAAAUAAAUAAUAAUGAUAUAUAUAGUAAUGGAAAAAAUAAUUUGAAUAGUGAUAUAUAUACGAAAAUACAAAACAAUGAAAGAGAUCUUAUAAAUAUGGUAUCAAGCAAAUUAAAAGAUAUAGGGAAAUGUAUAGGUAUGAAAUUAAUAGAAAGGAUGUUAAUAUAUAAAAAUGAAUUUUAUGAUGUUAAGGAUAUUUUAAAAUUUAUUUCAAAAGAUAUUUGGUAUAUUUUAUUUAAUAAAAAUUCAGAUAAAAUACAAACACAAAAAAAAGGUGUCUAUAUAAUUAAUGAAAAUGAUAUAGGUUUUUAUUUACAGCAUUUAUUAAUAGACAAUGAAACAAAUCAAAAAAAUAAUUUCAUUCAUUACUUUUUAAUUUUAAUUAUUGGUAUUAUUAAAGGCAUAUUAAAGAGGUUCAAAAUUAAGGCAUACGUGACAUAUGAGUUAAAUUAUCCCCAGUGUUCCUUUCAAAUAAAUAUAAAUGAUGAAUAA
Molecule: messenger RNA, 855 nt
Organism: Plasmodium falciparum 3D7
Lineage: Eukaryota; Apicomplexa; Aconoidasida; Haemosporida; Plasmodiidae
Product: putative trafficking protein particle complex subunit 6A
Biological process (GO): Golgi vesicle transport
Source: RefSeq, a predicted model, not a curated record